This is a messenger RNA of Cuculus canorus (common cuckoo), 2602 nucleotides long. RefSeq names its product ADAM metallopeptidase domain 11 (gene ADAM11). The transcript is spliced from 26 exons. Gene Ontology annotation, molecular function: metalloendopeptidase activity. Lineage: Eukaryota; Metazoa; Chordata; Aves; Cuculiformes; Cuculidae. The record is from RefSeq and is a predicted model, not a curated record. The coding region runs from base 41 to 2332 and encodes 763 amino acids. Gene Ontology annotation, biological process: proteolysis.
CGGCCCCGGCUCCGCGGGCCCCGGCGGUGAUGAGCGAGCCAUGGGCGCUCUGCGGGGCUGCCUGCUCGCCGCGCUGCUCGCCAUCGCCCCGCGGCCAGGUCCAUCGGCACAGUCCAGCUCGCUGUCCCGGCGGCUGCCCCGGGCAUGGCCGGACGGGCGGGUGGUCUCCCAGAUCACCCAUCCGAGCCGGCUGGUGGGACAGAGCUCGGGAGGGGAGGUCCAGAAGCACCAGUUGGACACCAGGGUCCGCAAUGAGCCCGGAGGAGGACGCCCGGGGCUGCACCUGGCGCAGGUGAGCUUCGUGGUGCGCGCCUUCGGCUCAGCCUUCACCCUCGACCUCCGCCUGAACCACCAUCUCCUCGCUUCCCACUACGUGGAGCGGCACCUCGGGGCCGGUGGCAACAGCAGCCACAGUGUGGGCGCCGGGGAGCACUGCUACUACCAGGGCCGGAUCCGGGGGCAGCCGCGCUCCUUCGCCGCUCUCUCCAGCUGUCAGGGCUUGCGCGGGGUCUUCUCUGACGGCCGGGCCACCUACCUGAUCGAGCCCCAGGCGGGCACCGAGCACAGGCAGGGCCUUCGACCACACGUGGUCCAGCGUGUCCCCAGUUGUCCCCGGCCGGACUGCCUCUUCCCUGCGCUGUCCCAGCGUCUCGCGGGCGAGUUACCAAAGCUGCGGCGGCGGCGGCAGGUCCGCCGAGCCCAGCACACGGUGCACAGCGAGACCAAGUACAUCGAGCUGGCGGUGGUGAACGACCACCAGUUGUUCCUGCAGCUCCGCAAGUCCGUGGUUCUCACCAGCAACUUUGCCAAGUCCGUGGUCAACCUGGCUGACAUGAUCUACAAGGAGCAGCUCAACACCCGCAUCGUGCUGGUGGCCAUGGAGACGUGGGCUUCAGAGGAUCGGAUCCGCAUGGGCGAAGACUCCCUGGAGACCCUGAACGAGUUUGUCAAAUACCGGCACGAGGGGCUGGUGGAGCAGAGUGACACCGUCCACCUCUUCUCGGGUCGGACGUUCCAGAGCAGCCGCAGCGGCACGGCCUUCGUGGGUGGCAUCUGCUCACCCACCCAUGCUGGGGGUGUCAACGAGUACGGCAACGUGGCAGCCAUGGCGGUGACACUGGCGCAGACGCUGGGGCAGAACGUGGGGAUGAUGUGGAACAAGCACCGCACGGCAGCAGGGGAUUGCCGGUGUCCGGACUCGUGGCUGGGAUGCAUCAUGGAAGACACAGGGUACUACCUCCCGCGGAAGUUCUCCCGCUGCAGCAUCGAUGAGUACAACCAGUUCCUCCAGGAUGGCGGUGGCAGCUGCCUCUUCAACAAACCCCUCAAGCUCCUGGACCCUCCGGAGUGUGGCAAUGGCUUCGUGGAGGCAGGAGAGGAGUGCGACUGCGGCUCGCUGGCGGAGUGCGCGAGGAGCGGGGGCAACUGCUGCAAGAAGUGCACGCUGACCCACGACGCCAUGUGCAGCGACGGGCUCUGCUGCAAAGGCUGCAAGUACGAGCCGCGUGGUGUGUCCUGCCGGGAGGCGGUGAACGAGUGUGACAUCCCCGAGAGCUGCACCGGUGACUCCAGCCAGUGUCCCCCCAACCUCCACAAGCUGGAUGGCUACUUCUGUGAAAAUGAGCAGGGCCGAUGCUACGGUGGGCGCUGCAAAACCAGAGACCGGCAGUGCAACGCGCUGUGGGGCCGCAGCUCGGCCGAGCGCUUCUGCUACGAGAAACUCAAUGUGGAGGGGACCGAAAGGGGCAACUGUGGGCGCGAGGGGCUCAACUGGCUGCAGUGCAACAAGCAGGAUGUCCUGUGCGGCUUCCUCCUCUGCGCCAACAUCUCGGGCGCCCCGCGGCUCGGCGAGCUCAGUGGCGAGAUCGCCGCCACCACCUUCUUCCACCAGAACCGCUACGUGGAUUGCAGAGGAGGCCACGUGCAGCUGGUGGAUGGCUCGGACCUGAGCUACGUGGAGGACGGGACGCCCUGCGGCCCUGGCAUGCUGUGUCUCGACCACAAAUGCCUUCCAGCCAGCGCCUUUAACUUCAGCUCCUGCCCCGGCAGCUGGGAUGGGAAGAUCUGCUUUGACCACGGGGUUUGCAGCAACGAGGGCAAAUGCAUCUGCCGAACAGAGUGGACGGGGAAGGACUGCAGCGUCUACGACCCCAUCCCUGAGCCGAAGCCCACUGGGGAGACGGAGCGCUACAAGGGUCCCAGUGGCACCAAUAUCAUUAUCGGCUCCAUCGCGGGGGCCGUGCUGGUGGCUGCCAUCGUCCUAGGGGGGACAGGCUGGGGAUUUAAGAACAUUCGCCGAGGAAGGUACGACCCGGCGCAGCAGGGAGUGUAACCAACCCCCCCCAUCGUCUCCUCGUCACCCUCACUGUCACCGUCACCGUCCGGCAGCGCGGCGGCGUGGGAGCCCGUCUGUCCGUGUCGCUGUGUGUCCGGCCGUGCUGUCUCCAUCUCUGUGACCCCCCCAAAAAAAACAGCUGAAAAGAGACAGCGAGGCGGGGGGGACCUGGCGGCAGCCCCCCUGUGCUGGCUCUUUUCGGCUCAGUGUCCCCCCGUGUGUCCCCCCUGUGUCACAGCCCCACACUUAACGCACCCCACUUCUGUG